Messenger RNA from Colletotrichum navitas, 1051 nucleotides. RefSeq lists its product as uncharacterized. The record is from RefSeq and is a predicted model, not a curated record. Lineage: Eukaryota; Fungi; Ascomycota; Sordariomycetes; Glomerellales; Glomerellaceae. The coding region runs from base 225 to 887 and encodes 220 amino acids. The transcript has 2 exons.
UAGAGGAGGGUCAAAUUUGGCCUGUCCAGGUUGAAGCACGGGCGAACAAGUUCCAUGGAAGCAAAACCGCCACGAAGGCUUUCACCAGCCUGCUUCUGACCUGCCGGGGGUUCUACGAGGAGCUACUAAGUCGCCCCGACUUUUACCGGGAAAACACAUUCGGGUUUGAGUGCUGUUCAAGUUUGAUCACUUUCCUAGCAGCGUUAUCUCCGGCCCGUCGCGCCAUGAUUCGCAAGAUUGAGUACUCGGCACACAAUUGGGACGGUUACAGAUCCCCCAACUUAUUUCAGUCAGCCGCGACGCUUCUUACCCACUGUACCUCCUUUCAGUCUCUGAGCAUCAUCAUUCACUUCAGCUGGCCGCUCCUGAAUCGUUUACUUUACUCUGAAAAUCUCCCAGGAAAAUUGUUACCAGACCCAAUCAGAUACUUUAACAUCAGCUCUGACGGCAAUGAUUGGAGAAGACUGCGCAACGCAAGUGUUCUACACUUCCAAAUGUCAUUAUCUGCAGGCUCAGAAGAGAGGGCUAUGAUCAGUGGCUUGGGCGCUUCUGCUGAUCAUGGAAACCUCAAAUUUUGCGGGGAGCAUGGAUACGUUGACACAAACGCCAUCCUGGUUGAGAAGGUCCAAAGACUCAAUACAUACAUAUUCCAGCUUGGUACACACUGCAAUCCGAACUACGCCAUGGACAAACCUGCCACAGGUAGCCAGUUACAGGAAGCAUUAACGCGCUCAAACCUCGACGUGUACGGGGAUGAUCGCAUUGGCCAGUCUGAUCGAUCUGGCAUUGUGUGCAGAGGAGCCCGAAGUCGAAAGUUGAGAGCAAGACAGACGUCUUCAAAUGGAGUUCUACCGGAAGUUGCCCAGAACCCGAAGUAUAUAUAUUGAGGUUCCUGAGGACGAGAAUAAAAUCGAGGAAGCUUGAGGAGUGGGCCGCGCGAGAGUCAACCACGUAGACGAGUUGCCUAGAUACCACAAAACCAUUACCUACUACAGGUGGUGACCAUGACGACAGUUGAUAGCAAUACCAAUGCUGACAUUUAUCCUUGCGG